Hipposideros armiger (great roundleaf bat) is the source of this 1068-nucleotide messenger RNA. Its product is annotated as XK-related protein 4-like. The transcript is spliced from 3 exons. The record is from RefSeq and is a predicted model, not a curated record. Gene Ontology annotation, cellular component: plasma membrane. NCBI's taxonomy places the organism in Eukaryota, Metazoa, Chordata, Mammalia, Chiroptera, Hipposideridae. Gene Ontology annotation, biological process: phosphatidylserine exposure on apoptotic cell surface; apoptotic process involved in development; engulfment of apoptotic cell. Bases 124 to 1068 code for a protein of 314 amino acids.
AGCAGGAGGAGGGGAAACCGCGCCGCCGGGGAGGGAAGCCGAGGCGCGGCGAGGCGGUGGCGGGAGGAGGAGACAGCGGGGAAAGGUGUCAGAUAAAGGAGGGCUCUCAGGUUUGGAGGCAUCAUGGCCGCUAAGUCAGACGGGCGGCUGAAAAUGAAGAAGAGCAGCGACGUGGCGUUCACCCCGCUGCAGAACUCGGACCACUCGGGCUCGGUGCAAGGCUUGGCUCCGGGCUUGCCGUCGGGGUCGGGAGCCGAGGACGAGGAGGCCGCUGGGGGUGGCUGCUGCCCGGACGGCGGCGGCUGUUCGCGCUGCUGCUGCUGCUGCUGCGCCGGGAGCGGCGGCUCGGGCGGCGGCGGGGCGGGCUCCGCGGCGCUGUGCCUGCGCCUGGGCAGGGAGCAGAGGCGCUACUCGCUGUGGGACUGCCUCUGGAUCCUGGCCGCCGUGGCCGUGUACUUCGCGGACGUGGGCACGGACAUCUGGCUCGCAGUGGACUACUACUUGCGUGGCCAGCGCUGGUGGUUCGGGCUCACUCUCUUCUUCGUGGUGCUUGGCUCGCUCUCGGUGCAAGUGUUCAGCUUCCGCUGGUUUGUGCACGAUUUCAGCACCGAGGACAGCGCCACAACCGCCGCCGCCUCCAGCUGCGCGCAGUCUGGAGCCGAGUGUAAGACCAUGGUUACUAGUGGGUCUGCAGCCGCGGAAGGCGAGCCUCGCCCUUCCACGCCGCAAAGGCAAGCAUCCAACGCCAGCAAGAGCAACAUCACCGCUACCAGCACUGGCAGCAACAGCGGCGGGGCCAGCGGCAAACACAGGUCUGCCUCCUGCUCCUUCUGCAUCUGGCUCCUGCAGUCACUCAUCCACAUCUUGCAGCUCGGGCAAAUCUGGAGUGAUAAUUUCCUGAUGCACCCCUAUCUCUCCCGUGUCCUUCCGCACUGGUUGUCCAGGAUCAGUUGUUUGAAUUCACAUGAAGGCAAGGUGAUUACUUCUGGUCAGAAGGCAAAAUCUUUCAUGAUACGUGGCAGUAGAGAGUCAAAGAAAUUUCUGGAAAAACAGGAUGUCAAUGCUUAA